AUGGCUUCAAGUGUACCCAGGAAUCAAAUUUUAUCACUGUAUAAGGCAUUAAUGAAGGAGUCUCAGAAAUUUUCUAAUUACAAUUUCAGAGCAUAUGCCAUAAGAAGAGUGAGAGAUGCAUUUAAAGAGAGCAAGUCACUAUCGGACCCUAAAUUGAUUAAAAAAGAAUUUGACUUUGGUAAGGAGAAUUUGGAAAUCAUCAAGCGUCAGGUGGUUAUUGGUGAUAUGUAUAAAAUUGAGAAACUUGUUAUUGAAAAUACGCGA
Brenthis ino (lesser marbled fritillary) is the source of this 264-nucleotide messenger RNA. NCBI's taxonomy places the organism in Eukaryota, Metazoa, Arthropoda, Insecta, Lepidoptera, Nymphalidae. The record is from the annotation of a GenBank genome assembly.